Messenger RNA from Penicillium manginii, 213 nucleotides. RefSeq lists its product as uncharacterized. Lineage: Eukaryota; Fungi; Ascomycota; Eurotiomycetes; Eurotiales; Aspergillaceae. Bases 1 to 213 code for a protein of 70 amino acids. The transcript has a single exon. The record is from RefSeq and is a predicted model, not a curated record.
AUGGUCGAGAUCAAAGGCGAAGUUGUCAAUCUUCAAGUCGGGCCUUUGAUGGUGCGAGGCACGGUUGGCCCAAAAGCGAUACUUGACUUCAUGUUGAAGCCCACAUCACAACAUCUGAUAAUCGACGGGCAGGUUAUUUUGUUUGACAUGAUGCUAGCGAUCUAUGUCAACGUCAAGGUGCUUCCGAAUCCAAAGUUUGAGCUCCACCUGUAA